This is a messenger RNA of Panicum virgatum (switchgrass), 642 nucleotides long. Its product is annotated as Werner Syndrome-like exonuclease. Bases 1 to 642 code for a protein of 213 amino acids. Gene Ontology annotation, molecular function: nucleic acid binding; 3'-5' exonuclease activity. Gene Ontology annotation, cellular component: nucleus; cytoplasm. The transcript has a single exon. NCBI's taxonomy places the organism in Eukaryota, Viridiplantae, Streptophyta, Magnoliopsida, Poales, Poaceae. Gene Ontology annotation, biological process: nucleobase-containing compound metabolic process. The record is from RefSeq and is a predicted model, not a curated record.
AUGAAGGGCACGUACGACACCGACGUCGUCAUGGACGACGGCACCGUGAUCCGGACCACCGUCACGUCCUCCGGCGACGCCGUCGAGGCCUUCCUCCGAGAGGUCGGCAUCGAAACCGAGUGGCGCGUCGUCGUCCCGGAGGACGGCCACGGCCGCCGCCGGAACCGCAUGGCCGUCCUGCAGCUCUGCGUAGGCCGCCGCGGCCUCGUCUUCCAGAUCUUCCACGCCGACCGCGUCCCGGGCUCCCUCAAGGACUUCCUCGCCUGCCCCGACCACCGGUUCCUCGGCGUGGCGAUCGACGGAGACGUCAGGCGGCUUGCCGAGGACUGCGGCCUCGUGGUCGCCAACGCGGUGGAGCUGAGGCAAGUCGCGGCGGAGGCGCUCGGCCGGCCCAAGCUCCGCGACGCUGGGCUCAAGGCCCUGACGCGCGAGGUGACGGGCGCCCACAUCGACAAGCCGAAGCGGCUGACGAUGAGCAAGUGGGACGAGCUCCGCCUGACGGUGGAGCAGGUCCGGUACGCCUGCAUCGACGCGUUCGUGUGCUACGAGAUCGGCCGGCUGCUGCUCACCGGCGAGUGCGCAGAAGGUGCCGCGGCGAUCUCGCCAUCACCGCUUGUUGCCUCCGCGGUUCCGGUGGCCUGA